AUGAUCAGGAAGAGGAACUGGAUUGCUGCUAAAAUUGGAGAUAUUCCUCACUUGAAUAAUUCUACAACACUUGUGGACCCAUCCGUCUACGGUUAUGGAGUGCAGAAACGGCCCCUGGAUGAUGGAGGUCUCCGUGUAGGUGGGCUCCAUGGAGCACAGAUAAGAGACACAGAGAGAAUAGGUAACCAGUUAGGGGCCCUGGUACAUCAAAGGGCUGUAAUAACAGAAGAGUUCAAAGUGCCUGAUAAAAUGGUUGGAUUUAUAAUCGGCAGGGGAGGUGAGCAGAUCUCACGGAUUCAGGCAGAGUCUGGCUGCAAAAUUCAAAUUGCUCCAGACAGUGGUGGGAUGCCCGAGAGGCCCUGUGUGCUCACCGGGACACCAGAGAGCAUUGAACAAGCAAAACGGCUACUGGGGCAGAUUGUAGAUCGCUGUCGGAACGGACCUGGUUUUCACAACGAUGUUGAUGGCAACAGUACGAUUCAGGAGAUUUUGAUCCCGGCAUCCAAAGUGGGUCUAGUCAUCGGCAAAGGAGGUGAAACAAUAAAACAGUUGCAGGAGCGAACAGGUGUGAAAAUGAUUAUGAUCCAGGACGGUCCGUUGCCUACCGGAGCAGACAAACCUCUCCGUAUCACUGGAGAUGCAUUUAAAGUACAGCAAGCGAGGGAAAUGGUACUGGAGAUCAUCCGAGAGAAAGAUCAGGCAGACUUCCGAGGCGUACGCAAUGAUUUCAGUUCUAGAAUGGGAGGAGGCAGCAUAGAGGUCUCUGUGCCCAGGUUUGCUGUUGGAAUUGUGAUAGGAAGAAAUGGAGAAAUGAUCAAAAAGAUUCAGAAUGAUGCUGGAGUUAGGAUUCAAUUUAAACCAGAUGAUGGGAUUAGUUCUGAAAGAGUCGCACAGGUCAUGGGGCUUCCUGAUAGGUGUCAACACGCAGCACACAUCAUCAGUGAGCUCAUUCUCACAGCACAGGAACGAGAUGGCUUUGGGAGUUUGGCUGUAGCCCGAGGAAGAGGUCGUGGCCGCGGGGACUGGAGCGUUGGAACCCCUGGGGGGAUGCAGGAAAUAACCUACACGGUGCCAGCCGAUAAGUGUGGUCUCGUUAUAGGCAAAGGUGGUGAGAACAUCAAGAGCAUAAAUCAGCAGUCAGGAGCCCACGUUGAGCUCCAGAGAAACCCACCUCCAAACACAGACCCUGGUGUACGAAUAUUCACAAUCAGAGGAGUUCCCCAGCAAAUUGAACUCGCAAGACAUCUCAUAGAUGAGAAAGUUGGUGGUACCAGCAUGGGUGGACCUGGAGGAUUUGGUCAAAGUCCGUUCAGCCAAGCACCCGCUACACCUCAUCAAAAUGGUCCCCAGGCGUUCAUGACGCAGGGUUGGGGCAGUACCUACCAGACGUGGCAGCAGCCUGGACAGCAAGUCCCAAGUCAUGCUGCCAGCGCUGCUUCUCAGGCAAGUUCCCAGCCGGACUACACGAUGGCGUGGGCAGAGUACUACAGACAGCAGGCUGCCUACUACGGGCAGACACUAGGGCAGGCUCAGGCCCACAGCCAGGAGCAGUAGAACAAGGUCCUCGUGGCAAUUUUGUUUUGUUGUUGUUUUUUUUUUUGUUUUGUUUUGUUUUUUUUUUUCUUGGAAUCAUUGUGGAAGAAAACCUUUUUGUAACAGAGGUUUCUAGAUUUGCAACAUUUUGAUGAAGACUUUUUCUGUUUGUUUGUGAAACACUAGUUGUAGGAUAAUCUAUACUGAACUUUUCUAAGAAUCAGGAACAAUUAGUCAUGUACUAAACUUAUGGACAUGCUGGUAAUUUUGUUUCCAAAUUUGUAAAAAAAAAAAACAAAAACAAAACUCCGGGAUUCUUUUUGGAGAGAAGCCAGAGAAUUUACAGGCACCAAAACGCACCCCAGAGCUGUGACAUUUCAACAUGUGGGUUUUUUUUGUGUGUUUUUUCCUUUUUAAUUUUCGAUCUUUUCUGUUGCAACAGAAAGAGUGGCUUGGAAGUCUUAGGUGGUAUGUAACAAAUCCUAAAAAGAAAAAAAAAAUUUUAAACAGUAUUUAAAUAUUCUUAAAUAUGUAAAUUCAUUAAAUGUUUUACUUCUAAUUUCUUGUAUCUUGGCUGUCUUUGAUUUUAUUGCAUUUUUUUAAAAACUGAACUAUGAUAUGUAUUGUAAUUAAUUAUGUGAAUUCUGUAUUGAGACAGUUCCUGUUUUGCUGUCAGGCAAGUUAUGGGCGGGGGGGGACAUUUUGUAGGGUUUGUAUAAUUUCUAGAGUCUAAAGGGGUAAUAUAAAAACGUGUUAAUUUUUUUAGCAAUACAUUUUUUCAUGUCUCCAUUGCUAGUUGCAUUUAUGUAUCUAAGACCUCCAAGCUUGUUUAAAAAAAAAAACCAAAACAAAAAAAAGAAAAAAACUUUCCUCUAUGCUCUCAGAAAUAUAAAUACUGUUAUUUUUAAUAUUAAAAUGAAUCUGCUAUUAGUACCUUUAACAAACACUGUGGAACAUAAAACCAUAUAAAAGGUAGUAACUAUUUUUUAAUUCCAAGGUGUUUUUUGCUUUUUCAUUUCUUUUAAAUAUUUUCUUAUCUAAUAUUUGUCAAAUUACCUAGAGAAAUAAAUGAAUCUAGUAUUAACCACAGUAUGCGCUAAAUAAUUUUGAUUUAAUAAAAGGGAUAAUAUGAUUUCCAAUGUUUACUGUAGUGUUUCUUGUACAGAUAACAGUGUAUUUUUAAAGGAAAAACGGAAUUGAAGCUAUUUUUUCUUGCAUUUUUAAUUGCCCUACGGGACAUUCCGUUUUGAAAUGUACUGAAUUUACAGUUCUUGAGUUCUUUCCUUAUUUUUUUUUUCUCCUUAUGCUUGAAAUGUCUAACUAUAAAGAAACGCGAUUGGUUAAUGUCGAGCAUGGUGUUUAAAAAGAAAAAAAAAGUGUUCUUUUUAUUUGACUGACAGUUGCAUUUUACACUCUAUAUAAUAAAAUUUCCACAAGGUGUCUUGUGGGCGAAGUA
Messenger RNA from Calidris pugnax (ruff), 2989 nucleotides. It is a transcript of the gene FUBP3, whose product is annotated as far upstream element (FUSE) binding protein 3. Bases 1 to 1554 code for a protein of 517 amino acids. Gene Ontology annotation, molecular function: mRNA binding. Gene Ontology annotation, cellular component: nucleus; cytoplasm. Gene Ontology annotation, biological process: regulation of gene expression. The record is from RefSeq and is a predicted model, not a curated record. The transcript is spliced from 18 exons. NCBI's taxonomy places the organism in Eukaryota, Metazoa, Chordata, Aves, Charadriiformes, Scolopacidae.